Fusarium venenatum is the source of this 882-nucleotide messenger RNA. RefSeq names its product eukaryotic translation initiation factor 3 subunit G-domain-containing protein. The record is from RefSeq and is a predicted model, not a curated record. Gene Ontology annotation, molecular function: translation initiation factor activity; RNA binding. Gene Ontology annotation, cellular component: cytoplasm; eukaryotic translation initiation factor 3 complex. Lineage: Eukaryota; Fungi; Ascomycota; Sordariomycetes; Hypocreales; Nectriaceae.
AUGGCUGCCGCAGUUGCGAACCAGCCCAAGCACGACUGGGCCGACGACGACGAUGUCGAGGAGACCUCCACCGAUCUCCCUGAGCCUCAAACCAUCGCCAACAAGGAUGGGACAAAGACGAUCAUCACUUUUAGAUACGACGAUGACGGUAGAAAGGUCAAGACCGUUCGCAGAGUGCGAUUCAUCACCCACACCGAGACCGUAAACCCCCGUGUCGCCGACCGAAAAACCUGGCCCAAGUUCGGCCUCAGCGCAAAGGAUCCCGCAGGCCCUGCUCCCGAUACCACCUCGGUCGGUGAGAACAUCAUCUUCCGACCAAGCGUCAACUGGCGAAAGGCCGAGAAGGACGAGUCCACCGACAAUACCGCCCAGACCAUGAAGGAUCAGCUCAAGGACAAGCAGGUCAAGUGUCGUAUUUGCAACGGUCAGCAUUUCACUGCCCGAUGUCCUUACAAGGACACCAUGGCACCCAUCGGAGAGAGCGGCGCUGCCGAUGUCGCUGCUGGUAUGGGAGACGAGCCUUCACCCGCCGCGGCUGCUGGUGCCAAGAAGGGUUCAUAUGUUCCUCCUGCCCUGCGUGGCAACGGAUCUGCUGGCGAGAGAAUGGGAUCCAAGUUCGGCGAGAGGGACGACCUUGCUACACUGCGUGUUACCAACGUUUCCGAGAUGGCCGAGGAGGGAGAGUUGCGCGAUAUGUUCGAACGCUUUGGUCGUGUCACCCGAGUAUUCCUUGCCAAGGACAGAGAAACCGGUAUGGCCAAGGGUUUCGCCUUCAUCAGCUUUGCGGACCGCGGCGAUGCCGUCAAGGCUUGUGCGAAGAUGGACGGAUUUGGUUUCAAGCAUCUCAUUCUCCGGGUGGAGUUUGCCAAGAAGGCUCAGUAA